Aspergillus calidoustus is the source of this 1353-nucleotide messenger RNA. The record is from the annotation of a GenBank genome assembly. NCBI's taxonomy places the organism in Eukaryota, Fungi, Ascomycota, Eurotiomycetes, Eurotiales, Aspergillaceae.
AUGCGAGGCGAGAUCUGCCAUCUUCACAUCGGCCAGGCUGGUACCCAGCUUGGUAACAGUGCUUGGGAGCUGUAUCUCCUUGAGCACGGUCUGGGCCCGGAUGGCCGUUUGGAUCCCGAGAAGGGCGAGGAAAUCAACCAGGGUGGCUCGUUCGAAACCUUCUUUUCCGAGGCGGGCAACGGCAAAUAUGUGCCCCGCUCCAUCUUCGUUGAUUUGGACCCGUCGCCUAUUGAUGAGAUCCGUACCGGAAGCUACCGCCAGCUUUUCCACCCUGAGUUGCUGAUCAGCGGCAAGGAAGAUGCUGCUAACAACUAUGCUCGUGGCCACUACACAAUCGGGAAGGAACUCGUUGAAAACGUUGUCGACCGUAUUCGUCGUGUCGUUGAUAACUGCAACUCCCUCCAGGGCUUCUUGAUUUUCCACUCCUUCGGUGGCGGUACCGGCUCUGGUUUCGGCGCUCUUUUACUAGAGCGUCUUUCGACCGAAUAUGGAAAGAAGUCCAAGCUUGAAUUCUCGGUUUACCCUUCGCCUCGCGUGUCUACCGCUGUCGUGGAGCCCUACAACGCCGUCCUGUCAACCCACAGCACCAUCGAGAAUUCGGACUGCACGUUCUUGGUUGAUAACGAGGCUGUGUACGAUAUCUGCCGCCGUAACCUGGACAUCCCCCGCCCUGGAUACGAACACCUAAACCGCCUUAUCGCUCAGGUUGUCAGCUCGAUCACCUCUAGUCUUCGUUUUGAUGGUGCCCUCAAUGUGGAUCUUAAUGAGUUCCAGACCAACCUGGUGCCAUUCCCACGUAUACACUACCCUCUGAUCUCGUAUGCGCCAGUGGUCUCGAGCAACCGCAGUUCCCAUGAAAGCUUCAAGGUCCACGAUCUGACUCUCUCAUGCGCCGAACCCAACAAUCAAAUGGUUGUAUGCGACCCUCGUAACGGCAAAUACAUGGCUGUGGCACUUUUGUACCGUGGUGACUGUGUACCUCGUGACUGCACCCAGGCCAUCGCGUCGCUCAAGGCGAAGGCUUCCUUCAACCUCGUGGAAUGGUGUCCUACUGGUUUCAAGCUGGGUAUCAACUACCAGAAACCCGCUCGUGUUCCCGGAAGCGAACUCGCACCUGUCGACCGCUCAGUUAGCAUGCUCUCCAACACAACCGCCAUUGCUGAAGCAUGGAGCCGCCUCGACCACAAGUUUGACCUCAUGUACUCCAAGCGUGCGUUCGUGCACUGGUAUGUCGGUGAAGGUAUGGAGGAGGGUGAAUUUUCAGAGGCUCGCGAGGACUUGGCUGCUCUGGAGAAGGAUUACGAGGAAGUUGCCGGCGACAGCUAUGAUGCAGAGGCCGGGGAAGAGUACUAA